AUGACGAAUGACUUUGCAUACGACCCACUGGACCUGGAAAACCGUACUUUCCGUCUCGUUCGACUUGGCAAGGGACAAACAGGGGAUCCCAUACAAUGUGAGCUGUUCCACGCGUAUGUUGGGGAUCGCGAAGACGAUAUGGAGUACGAGGCACUCUCAUAUACGUGGGGCGGCAUGGACAAGCCAUGCAGCAUCAGCAUGAACAAUCAAGUGAUGUGUAUCACGAGCAACUUAUUUCAAGCUCUGGAACAUCUGCGCAACGAUGAGGAGGAUCGGGUUCUAUGGAUCGAUGCGCUGUGUAUCGAUCAAGAAAAUCCCAAAGAGCGAGGUCAUCAAGUCCGACAAAUGGCUUCGAUCUACGAACGAGCGCGACAAGUCAUCUUCUGGCUAGGUACAGCUACUCACAAAACAGAUCGUGCAUUCUCCUACAUGCGAGAAUUCGAGAAAGAGGCACUCAAAUAUUCUUGUAAUUAUUGGGAACCAUCUGACGAACGCUGGCAAAUCAUCUGGUCGACCGUAGAGACCCAGCUGCAGAAGGAAUAUAGUUUGAACAAGGUUAUGCAGCGUACCGAUUACGAUGCCCUACUUAAUCGAGAUUGGUUCGACAGGAUCUGGAUCAUACAAGAAGUUGCAAAAGCCCGAUCAGCAAGAGUUGUUUGCGGUACGAAAUCAGUUUCAACGCGCGUCUUCGCAUUGUUCCCAUCUCUGAUCGGAGUUCAACCGACACCGCAUCGUCAAGCAGUGCUAGAUAUCAUGCCAGGGCCUCUACGGAAGUUCUCGUGGUGGUUGUGGGAUCAGAAUCUGGAGACCUUGCUGCGCAAGUUUCAAGGGAGCAAGGCAACCGACCCAAGGGACAUGGUUUACGCAUUGCUUGGUAUCUCAACGGACGCGAACAACACAAAGGCUCUGGCAUCUGACUACAGCAAGACCCCGGGAGAAGUGGCUCGUACAACUAUCGCUUUCCUC
Macroventuria anomochaeta is the source of this 966-nucleotide messenger RNA. Its product is annotated as HET-domain-containing protein. NCBI's taxonomy places the organism in Eukaryota, Fungi, Ascomycota, Dothideomycetes, Pleosporales, Didymellaceae. The annotation marks the transcript as partial. The record is from RefSeq and is a predicted model, not a curated record. The transcript has a single exon.